AUGGUUUGGCUAGCGAAGCAAAAGGCAAUAGCGAGAAUCUAUGGAGACUGGGAUGAUUCUUAUAACCAGUUACAGAGAUACUUCAAUGCGUUGCAAACCUUUGUUCCAGCUCCAAGAUGUGGGGGCAGCUCAUCUAGUUCGAAUAACGUGGAGGAAAUGCGAAAUUCCGGUGCUGGUGAAGGCAUUCCAUUUUUGGACAUAGGUAGGGGUCGUAGUCCGUCCUUUAAUGCCUUCGUGGCCCCCGCCCAGAAUACAGAAAUACCUGACCGACGUCCCUUCCCGAAUGUCCAUGUUGCAUAUCCGGAAGGAAUGGCCGACGGGUUGGCUGACUCAUCUGAGGAAGACGAGAUUGAGAAUGAUAGUGGAGAGGAAGCAGAGGUUGUUCCGGAAACCCAACCGGUUCAGGGCGAUAGGGUCAUCCCAAGUGUUGUUGAACCGAUCAAUGUUGCAAGGGUCGGAGGUCUUUCGAGCGGCACCCCCGACCAUUACCUGCACCUCAGUCUUGGUCCAAUGAACUCGACAAAUGCAGAGGACAUACCCAGUAACUAUGGUUUGGCAGGUGAAAUGGAGCUAGAGGUUGGCUUGAAAUUCCUGACUAAGGAUGCGGCAAUGCUUGCUGUUAAGAACUACAACAUACGUCGAAGUGCGGAAUUCAAAGUAGUGGAGUCAGAUCAUACCAGGUAUGUUUGUCGCUGCAAACUUUUUGGUGACCAAUGUUCCUGGGUGGUGAGGGUUGCGAAGACGAGGGCGUCGAGAUUUUGGGAAGUCCGAAAAUACCAAGGGCCUCACACUUGUUUGGCGUCCGCAACCUCACAAGAUCAUGCUCAACUGGAUUCAAAUGUCAUAUGCCAGCACAUAUUCCCCAUGGUUCAAGCAGACGCAACGAUUUGCAUAAAAGUGUUGCAGGGGUCCGUGGAGUCGGCAUACGGAUACAAGGUGUCUUACAAAAAGGUUUGGCUAGCAAAGCAAAAGGCAAUGGCGAGAAUCUAUGGAGACUGGGAUGAUUCUUAUAACCAGUUACAGAGAUACUUCAAUGCGUUGCAAACCUUUGUUCCAGGGACAAUUGUUGACCUACAAACCCGACCAUACUACGUGGGGAACACUCUUGAUCGUGAUAGCGUCAUGUUUCACCAAGUAUUCUGGUCAUUCCCAUCGUGUGUCGAGGCAUUCAAGCACUGCAAGCCUCUAGUUUCGGUUGAUGGAACACACCUGUAUGGUAAGUACAUGGGUACCUUGCUGAUGGGAAUAGCACAGGACGGAAACAACAACAUUCUUCCCAUAGCCUUCGCGCUAGUGGAACGGGAGAACACAGAUGCAUGGUACUUCUUUCUGACCAACUUAAGGAGACAUGUGGCUACGCAACCAGAUGUUCUACUGAUCUCUGACAGGCAUGCGGCCAUAAAGGCUGCGCUGGAGCGAGAGGGUUGUGGCUGGGAACACAAUGUUUACUGUGUCCGACACAUUGCGUCCAAUUUCGCAACAAACUUCAAGAGUAAAGAAGCCAAAAGACAUCUUGUUAGCGCUGCAUACUCGAAGACCCAAGAGCAGGCACAGUACUACCUAGAGUUAAUCAGCGCGGAGGAUCCGGCCACGUCCCCGGCAAUGAUGGCUUGGAUAAGAGGGUUAGAGCCACCGAAAUGGCUCCAACACCGGGAUGAGGGGCGCCGAUAUGGUCACAUGACAACGAACCUUUCUGAGUGUAUUAACUCUGUGAUGAAGGGCACUCGUAACCUUCCGGUGUGUGCAAUUGUCAAGUCCACGUACCACCGUCUAAAUGCAUUGUUUGUCCAGAAGGGUCAGCAGGCAGAAGCACAGCUUGCAUGUGGCCAGAUGUUCUCCCAGUUCUUGCAAAAGGCAAUACUUGCCAACAGGGAGGGAGUCACGCAGAUGCUUGUCAUAUCGCACGACAGGGCGACAUCGAUCUUCACCGUCGAUGAGAUAGCCGGCAUAGGGUCUCAAUCUAGGUUCAGAGUAUACCUCCAGCAAAGACGGUGCGACUGCGGCUACUUCCAGGCAUUGCACUACCCAUGUGCCCAUGCGCUUGCAGCAUGUGCCCAUGCUAGGCUUGAUUGGCAAUCAUAUGUCGAUGAUAUGUAUCGGGUCGAAAAUGUCUUCCGGGUAUAUCAGAUGGAGUUUCCCCCCUUGCCGGAUGAGGAAGUGUGGCCACCCCACGAAGGACAACUUCUCCGUCCUAAUCCCCACCUGCGACGAUCGAUGGAUGGCCGACCUGUGUCAACAAGAAUUCGGAAUGAGAUGGACGACGUAGAGCCUGGACCGGGAAAGCGAUGUGGAAUUUGCAGGCAACCGGGGCAUACUAGGAGACAUUGUCCUCAUGUCACUGGCACUUAG
This is a messenger RNA of Arachis ipaensis, 2349 nucleotides long. NCBI's taxonomy places the organism in Eukaryota, Viridiplantae, Streptophyta, Magnoliopsida, Fabales, Fabaceae. The record is from RefSeq and is a predicted model, not a curated record.